AAUAUGAGUUAUGUUUGAGAGACUGAAACUAAUCAUGCUAUUCUCAACGAUCAUUGCAAUACUGUGUUUAUCAGUGGUGAAUGGGCAAACAACGCUGGACAAAAAUGGGGUAGGCUUCAACAAUGGGUAUUACUAUUCAUUCUGGAAAGAUAGCGGUGACGCUACCUUCACCCUCAACGCAGGCGGCCGUUACGCUAGCAACUGGACCACCAGAACCAACAACUGGGUAGGCGGAAAAGGCUGGAACCCUGGAAGCAGUUCACGAACAGUUCACUAUUCGGGUUAUUUCGGGAUUAACGCCAAUGCCAACUCCUACCUCUCACUCUACGGCUGGACCACCAACCCCUUGAUCGAGUAUUACGUGGUGGAGAGUUAUGGCUCUUACAAUCCGGCCAGCUGUGCAGGCGGCACUGACGAAGGCAGUUUCAAUAGUGGGGGCGCCACUUAUCAAGUUCGCAAAUGCAGGCGCACCAACCAACCUUCGAUCAUCGGAACCCAAUCCUUUGACCAAUAUUUCAGCGUGAGAACCCCAAAAUUAGGAUUUGGUCAAGUGUCUGGCUCAGUCAACUUUGCCGAUCACGUUCGAUACUGGGCGAGCAGAGGCUUGCCGCUGGGCAAACACGAUUAUCAAAUUAUAGCAACCGAAGGCUAUCAGAGCAGUGGUUUUUCUGAUAUCACUGUGAGCUAGGAUACUGGAGAAAGCAUGAAGUAAACUCUUUUCAGAUAAUGAAAUAUUUCAACAAUUGUCAAACUGAUCCAUAUAUCAUAAAAUAAAAGCAAAUGAAGGUCUCUAUAUCUAAUUUUUGUUAAGCCAAAUAUGAAUCAUGUAAAACACUUCGAUCCCGGAUAAGAGAGAUUCUGUUGUCAUAUUCUUUGAAUUUAGGGUAUAUGAAUCUGAGAGAGAUGCGUUUUCUUUUUGUUUCUAUCAAGCUUGUUCUCAAUGAUUCUUCUGAUUGAAGUUUCUUUUGUUCCUAGAUCGAAUGAAUCACUGAAGAGGCUUCAGCAUUACUGCAAAACUGAGUGUGUUAACGUUGCUAAAUUGACAAAUAAAAACUGAAUAAGCUAGAUGAGAUCGAAAAUGUAUAUACUUGACUAACUUAUUCAUAUAUUAUAAUAAAUUGAAUUUAUCGUGAUAUAUUUUCAUCAUUCAAUAAAAUUGAUUGAAAUCUUUCUGUUUUUGAUUCCUUACCAGUUGACGUUGU
Molecule: messenger RNA, 1202 nt
Organism: Phaedon cochleariae (mustard beetle)
Lineage: Eukaryota; Metazoa; Arthropoda; Insecta; Coleoptera; Chrysomelidae
Source: the annotation of a GenBank genome assembly